CCUUUUAUAAUAUAAAUAUUCCAACUCUCAUCGUCGCUUCGCCGUUUACAAUUCUCUCUUUGAACACGAACGGGAAUUUUUGUUUGUAAAUUUCGUAAUUGAGAAGAAGAAGAAAAAAAAGAUGGGUGUUGAGGAGUUAUGUGAGUUGAUGGGCUUCACUUCUAAACAGGAUUCAAGCAAGCCUGAUUCCAAUGGGGUUAACCAUCACAAUGAUUCCGACAAUCUUACGGAGGCUGAUUGCAACGGGAUUAGCUGUUACGAUUAUUUAAAUGGUCUUAAUGAUUUGUGCGCAGUUGUAGCCGAGUGUGAAACUGGUGAGGAUUCCAGUGAUUUUAACGGUUCUUCUGUUGUUGUACAUGGGAUUGAAAUUGGUGAUGAUUCCAAUGAUUCCACUAGUUCCUGUGUAGUUGAAGAUGGGAUAAGAAUUGGGGUUGAUUCCGAAGAUGGGACUGGAAUUGGAGUUGAUUCCGAAGAUGGGACUGGAACAGGGGUUGAAUCAGAAGAUGGGAUUGGAAUUGGGGUUGAAUCAGAAGAUGGGAUUGGAAUUGGGGUUGAAUCGGAAGAUGUGACUGGAAUUGGAGUUGAUUCCGAAGAUGGGACUAGAACUGGGGUUGAAUCGGAAGAUGAGAUUGGAACUGGUGUUCAAUCGGAAGAUGGGAUUCGAACUGGGGUUGAAUCGGAAGAUGGGAUUCGAACUGGGGUUGAAUCGGAAGAUGGGAUUGGAAUUGGGGUUGAAUCGGAAGAUGGGACUGGAACUGUGGUUGAUUCCGAAGAUGGGACUGGAACUGGGGUUGAAUCGGAAGAUGAGAUUGUAACUGGUGUUCAAUCGGAAGAUGGGAUUGGAAUUGGAACUGGGGUUGAUUCCGAAGAUGGGACUGGAAUUGGGGUUGAUUCCAAUUGUGCAGGCAAAGUGGAGGAGAUUGACGAGUUUCCUCCCUUGGUAAAGGGAGAUAGGAUAAAGAUAGAGAGUAGUUCUUAUAAAACUAAAAGUUGGGUGGCAGUUGUAAAGAUCCCACCUAAGCCAUUGCCCGUGAAAGUGAAACCUGCACUCCGAAAUUAUUUAGAUGAGAAAUUAGGAACUGUAAAUGGAGCUGUAAAUGUGAGAGUUGCAGAGGGUCCAUCUACACCGUUAUUCCCACGUAAGCCAAUGCCGAUGAACGUGAAACCUGCACUCCCUAAUCACUUAGAUGCUAGAACUGAGAAACUGGGAGCUGUAAAUGUGAGCGUUGCCAAGGGUCCACCUACACCAGUAGUCCCACGUAAUCCAUUGCCCACGAAAGUGAAACAUGUUGCAGAGGGUCCAUCGAAACCAUCAAUUGAAGUUUGUAAAGGGAAAAUAACAGCUGAUCGGAUUGUGGUCAACGGAGAUGACAGCAUGAACGUUGAGGCUGCCACAAAGCUGUUCAACUUUUUGGUUAGCGUCCCAAUUCGUUAUGAUGGAAGUCUUGAAGAACAAGUCAGACUUGCUAAGCUACAACGCGAUGAAAAGGCAAACGACUUGCAUGCUAUUCUGUUACAAGUCCAAGAGAAAACGGUCAACAGUCGGGUUCAUAAGGAAAACAGCAAGAGAUACGAUGAUGCAAUAAAACAAAUAAAUCAACUCCAAGCUCUGUACAGAGCUGCUAAUGAUGUUCACCAAGUGGCAUAUGCUAAGUGGCAGAGUUUGUCAGAAAAACUUUAUGAGAAGAGCAAACACUGCUUCGACUGCAUAGAGGAUAAAGCUUUUGCCCGUAAGUAUGCAUCCGCCCGGAAUACAAAGGGGCUUUCCCGCGUGUGCAUGGAUAAUGUCGAAAGUUUUAUGAAACUAUGGAACAAAGAUGACGAAUUUCGUAGAGAGUACGUCAGAUUCAAUGGAAGGAGUACUAUUACUAGAUUGGAGACUUUAGAUGGACGUUCAUUAGGCCCUGACGAAGUGCCACCUGUCCUACCCGAUCAUGUUGAUGUGACAGCUAAGCAAGAAACAACUAUUGAAAAUAGGAUAUCAGAGAGCGAAAAAAAUUAUGCUGAGUUGAAAGAGCAAUAUCGGUUGGAUGAGCUAGCCAAGGCGAACAAGGUGAGGGAGAAGAGGUUGAGAAAGAAGGAACGAAAUAGGGAAAGGAAAAAGGCUGCUGCUUCUGCUGCUCCAAUAGAUAUGAAUGAUGUCGGAACAUCCGACAGCUCAUUGGUAAUAAUUAGCGACGAAAUACAAGUCGAGGACAACUCUUCAGUGGCACCGGAAAAGCCUCAGAAAUCUUCGUUGCUGAUAAAUCCGAGCAAAGCAGAGUCUGUACCCCCAACAUUUGGCAACAGAAACAAGAAAAAAAUGCUGCAAUUGACGUGGGCGGUUAUCGUGAUCGUUGUUAUUCUACUUGUGUUAUGGCUGGUAAACGGAGGUGAAUUUCCUAAUUUAAAUAUUAAUAAAUGGUGAUUUUCGUCCCCUUUUUCGUCGAUUUGGCUUUGCAUGAGUAGACUCUUGGAUCUGGUGGAUUUGUUUUAGAAAAACACUUUGAUUCCUAAUAAGGUUUGUUUCUAGUGAUUAGAUGUGUAAAUAUUAUUGGUACUAUAGUUAAUGAUGAAUAAUUAUUAUAUUUUUUAAGUCAACUAAUCAUAUAAGCAGUAUUUGUUA
This is a messenger RNA of Erythranthe guttata (spotted monkey flower), 2605 nucleotides long. NCBI's taxonomy places the organism in Eukaryota, Viridiplantae, Streptophyta, Magnoliopsida, Lamiales, Phrymaceae. The record is from RefSeq and is a predicted model, not a curated record.